Molecule: messenger RNA, 380 nt
Organism: Dentiscutata erythropus
Lineage: Eukaryota; Fungi; Glomeromycota; Glomeromycetes; Diversisporales; Gigasporaceae
Source: the annotation of a GenBank genome assembly
AUGAAUCCAAAUUUUUAUUCUUUUCCAUAUUACGAUUAUCCACCAGAAGAUUUUAAUUUGAUACCUAAUGAAUUUUAUGGUCAUCAUUUAUUCCAUGGUGGACCUGCGAGUACACUUUAUCCAUAUUCGAACUUUCAAUUUAAACCGUCUCCUUUAUAUGAACGUAGAAACUUUCUAGAGUUUCCAAAAAAUAAAUUUGCAAGGGAUUUCUUUAUUGAAAAUAAUUUUCAUAAACGUUCUGCUGAACCACUCUUGAAACCACCAACAAUUUUCAUGGCGAAUCAAUUUCAAGAUGCUGAAAAUACUCAAGCUGAAAAUCUUAAUUCUGUUAAUAUGGCUGCGACUAAUGCUAAUACUUUAGCAAGCUCAAAAGAUAAAGG